CAGUGCAUGAGAUUCAUGGAGCUCGACCGAUUUGACGCCUGAAUCGUUGCGCAACUGCCUUUUUUUCCCUUAUUUUUCUUCCUCUUUUCAGUUUAAAAGAUCCAGUGAAAAUGCAUAUAUCAUUAUCCGUGCUCCUCCCUUUAUUUAGCUUCCUCCCCCUCCUCGCCAAGGCAUCGGGAGCAGCGGCCGUCCCCUCCUUCGCCGAUGUGCUUUACUGGCCCUUAGGAGCCUCUCAACCGUCCCAGCUUGCACGCAUCUCGUACGACCCAUUAUCUUUGACCUCAACUGUCGUAUCAUAUACUGCGCCUGAUAGCGCCAGUCUCAAGGAGUCCCCGGAUGACCUGGUUCGAAUUGGCCUCUACACGACAACAUCGAGUUCGAAAGAAUGGGUGGGAUCUCUUGCAACGUUGUCCUCGAUAAUUGGCGACACAGACCGCAAACCGACAAUACAACUUCACCUUAGCCCUUCCAGAGAAGUUUACCAUGUUUCCGUCUUGCCCUCGGAUUCCUCGGUAGCGACGAACAGCCCCGAAAUAAAGCUUAUCUCCAGCGAGGCAGGCCCUCGUCCUCAUCUCAAUCGGCCUAUCGUGGUCAACCCGGACGGAACAGGUCCAGAGGAGGUGGUUGAGAAGACAUUUUUCCAGAAAUACUGGUGGGUCUUCUUGAUUGUUGGUUUCAUUGCUAUGUCUGGUGGAGGUGAAGGGCAGUAGUACUGUGGUUUUAAUAAUUAAUGGAAAGGAAUAAUGUUUUUGCUAUAACAAUAUAGUCUCGGCUGUUUACCAGCUCAUCAUUUCUAAAGGAAUCUCACAG
Molecule: messenger RNA, 810 nt
Organism: Penicilliopsis zonata CBS 506.65
Lineage: Eukaryota; Fungi; Ascomycota; Eurotiomycetes; Eurotiales; Aspergillaceae
Exons: 2
Coding region: 111-710 (199 amino acids)
Source: RefSeq, a predicted model, not a curated record